Molecule: messenger RNA, 412 nt
Organism: Prorocentrum cordatum
Lineage: Eukaryota; Dinophyceae; Prorocentrales; Prorocentraceae
Source: the annotation of a GenBank genome assembly
CCCGUGCUCGCCAUCAGCCCCGUGAUGAAGCAGGUGCCCCUCCCGCUGCCGCUCGCGCUCGCCCUGCUCGUGCUGGUGAUGGUGGCCGCGUGGCGGGGAGACUCCACCCAUGAACAGCUCGAGCAGCUGGCGCACGACUUCGACGAGGCAGCGACGUUCCCCGACUCUUUGUCCCAACAGGCGUCGCAGGCCGCCCCCGCUGGCGCCCCGCAGGGAGGCCACGCGGCUGCCAGCAGUGGAGCGGGUGCUCAAGGCCCCGACCCCUGGCAGCAGUACCUGGCCGCGGGCGGCCACCCCUGGCGCGUGCACGGGGACUCCCGCCCGCGCUUGCCGCGGCGGUGGCAGUGGCCCCGCGGCCCUCUGCUGCUGCUCCUGGCCCUCGGCAGCUGCCUGGUGCUGGUGACCCUCCUCA